AACUUGUGAUGACAUGCGGCUCUUCUCAUGACAGUUCAACAUCUCCAAAAAAAACCAUGAUAUCUGUCUCAUCAGGAUGACUGGUAGAUAAAAAUUGAGAAGGCCAACCAUGGGUGUUCUUUGUGGCUUGGUCUUUCUAGACAAAAGGUUCGCUUACAAGCUAUCUUGUCCCAUGUUGAUUUUUGAAUGGUAUUUAUAUUCACAUCCUUGCUAUUUGGAUAUCGAAAUUCGCUUGAGCUCUAAUAGCACCGCAAAGUUUUGUUUUAAGGGAAUAACUUCAUGCUACUUUAAGUUAUCUUUUUAUUUCCAGCAUUGGAUUUAGAUAAACCUCUGUUUUCUGAAUCUACAACUUUUCUGCUUAAUAAAUAAAGCCUUAACUCGGUUGAAUAUCUUAGAUUCACUGGUUUUUUAUGAUUUGUGCGGAAAAUUAGAAUUGAUAAUUCGCAUGAGAGUAUGAGAUGUCCCAGUUCACAUUUCACUUCUGAAUGGAACAAAUCCCUAGAGAGCUUAUCUUUUUCUUUUCUGAUAUUUGAAGUUUAAUUUCUUUGCCAGCUUUAAUUUAACACGUCUGCAGUGAUAUUAUGGUUGAUAAUUUUAGACCCCAAGAACGUUUCAGCGAGUAUUUUGGUCCACGCUUUCAAGUUUUUAGUGUUCUGGUUCAAAAAUGGAGAUGUAGUGAUCAAGUUUUAUUAGGAUGGUGUGACAUGUUGUAAAGUUUGUUUUUCCAAGGCUAGCAGGACAAAAAUAAGGUUGAAAAAACGAAUUGAUCAAGUUUAGAAUUCUUAUCGUUUCUCUUUGCUUUAACGAAAAUUUAUGGAAUAAAGCUAAUAGCUCUUAAUAGAUAACAUUGAAUUUGUGGUUUUUCAUGUGACAAAAACCUAAAGCUUAAAAUCUCAUAUUUUUAGAGUUUGAUGUUGUUUUCUGUAGACAAAGUAUAACCGCUAUGGUUAAGACAGUAUAUUUUGCCAACGGGUUGCUUGCGAUAAAUUCUUAUUGGAUAAUGCACCAUACUUUUAGUGGUCAAGCUUUUGGCCUAUGAUUUUAUCUUUCAAUACAACGGUCAUGGGGUUAACGAUAAGAACAGAAGCAUUGACGUUUGCUGACGAAUUUAUUUUAAUUGUCCAAGUAGUUGCAAAUCACUCAAGUUUUUCGGUCAGUGCAAAUCCUUUGAAUCAAUGGUUUUUACGUUUCACUCGGGCGACCGCCCUCACCUUCGCCAAAGCUCGCGCCUAAUUAUUGGCACGAGCUAACGACCGCCCUUAUAAAGACAUGUCUCGCUCGCAAGGGACAGGAAGAGCAUUUAGGCCUGUAAAUCACAAUAUUCCUUGGUGAAUGGUCAAGUUGCUUCUUGUUUGUCUAUUGAGAAACUAGAAACUAGUGUAAAUAGCAUAGGCGACAGAAUGGUAUCUUGCUUGAUCCCAUUUUAAUCACGAAAUUUCCCUGUCUCAAAAUCAACAGUGACAUCGGUUGUCAUAUUGUCAUGGCUUUUUGACCAGACUGGCAAUGUUGUUAUUGGAAACCAAAAACAACAGGGGUGUCCAGUCAUUAUUGUUUGUUCGGAUCUUGUCUUUGUUAGCUCUUUCAUUCUCGGUUUGUCAUUUUACCCUAAUGGCAUCAAUAGUCAUGUUAUACAAAGACCGACUUAAUUCAACACAUGAAGUACGUCUAGACCAGGGUGCUUGAUUCUCGUUCUUUUACCCUUUGAAAUAUCUAGCAAAAUAAAUUUGACUCGUCAUUGUUUGAGUGGCUGAAUGGUUUUCUAAGACGUAACUUUUUCUGGAUUUCUGUUUGGCUCUUGAAAAUGUUCGUUUUUUGGCCGGUCCAUUUGCUCAAUGUCUCUGUCUUUGUGUGAUUUGGUAUCGAUGGUUGUGCUGUAUCAAGGUUGCGUUCAAUUUUCUCACCGCAUCUUCUGUUUUUUUGGUUCUCUGUGCUAUGUGCUAGGGUAGCAGAUGGAUGUUGAUACAAGACAAAAUACUAUAUUGAAGAAAUUGAUAAACGUGUGAUUUCGUCUCAGCGUGAAAAUGUUUAAAAAUCAAACGGAUGAAAAAUUCGCCCUUUCCCUCUGUAAGAUAAAUAUGUUUAUAUGAUACAUUGCUUCAAAAAUUUCAUAAAUGUUAAAUCGCAUUGCAAGGCAUUUUAAGUUUCAAGAUUUGCAAAAUCGUAUUUAAGAACUACAACUAAAUAUGGAGAUUUCAACUUGGAUUUCAAUUAGGCAGAAUCCAUUGCAUAGAAGAAUUAAAGAAGUUCCUAAACCGUUUGGCUGCAGAUCAACUUGAUAAUUUAUUUGUUCCCAGAACAAGCUUCCAAACUUUCCCAUCUUUCUUUACAUAGCUCGUUUUUUCUUCAAACUGUAGUAAAUAUAAUACGAUUAUUCAAACAUAACCUUCCAAGUGUGUUUCCAUGUGAAUCCGUGUUCAAAAGUUCUCGAUUGUAUUUUUAACCCGCAAUUCGCCAUUAAAACAUUCAAUAACGUUGUAUGACUAUUCGGCCGCAAUUAUGGCCAAUGACGUCAUUUCCGUUACGAACAGAACGAUGUAUCUAAGUUCGUUAUUUCUUGCCAACCGGCUGAAGUUCCUUAUCGCUGCCACCUUGACAAAACAAUAUGCCUAUUAGAGCUUUGUUACUGUUUUUACGGAGAUUGGCCUUGAAUAAGAAUGUAAAUAACCUAUUCUAUAUGUGGAAACAAAGGCUGUGUAUAAAAUAGACACCGUUUCCUUAAAUAGCCGCAGAUUUGAUUCUGUAGAUAUCGCAACAGGUCCUUUGUCUUCAUCGCAGCGACAGUUCGCGUUACGCACUGAAUCGGCUACGGUGUUUAAAGGUUUGAAAUCAAAGAACAUAUGUUGCGUGCAGGCUUUGAAGGCACAGCUCGAAUGCUCGCUUGAAAACAACCCCACAGAUUCGUCAACAUGAGAUUGGUCUACCCAUGUUUGGAAAAAUCUUCUGCCUUGAACGAAUCGAUAAUCCAAAGGCCAAAGAAAGAAGAAGGAUCAUCGCAUUCAGUUUCAAGCGAGGUCAAGCAAAGAUUACAAGAGUUUGUUUUGAAUAAACAGCAAAGGGAGGCUGCCCUCGCUUCCGCAUCUGUCUCCCAAGACCGAUUCAGGCAAUGGUAUGCUACUUCGGGCCUUCCUUCAAAUGCAGAAGAUGACGAUUUUCCUCUUCGUAAAGCAGCAUCGGAGCCGAACCUAAAAUUACGUUCUCGUAUCCGACAUAAAGUUGCUGCCUCCAAGCGUACAAUAAGUUCCAGCAGUCCAUUGGCCUUCCGACGAAGGGAGAAAAGUGUCGGCGCCCACAGUCCUGUUGGGAAGUCUUUUCCAGGUGAUCCGUUUUGUGAAUCGCCGAAUGAUCGCGAACUUUCAUCGCCAUUAAGAGAUUCAGAAAAGGCUGGACGGCAGGAGGAGGUGAAUGAUCGCGAUUCGUAUAAUGGCCACAACCACGACUACUCCCAUGUUCCGUUGUAUGGAUCGCCUUCCUUGCCAAACAUUUCGCUUGGGAGCAGCAGAAGUACAAUGCACCCGUCCCAGUCAUCGCAGGAAGGAAAAAACCUGGUUGGUCUCUGGUCGCCUGUCUCUGGUUUCUCGUCAGGUUCAAGCCCGAACUUGUUGUCACAUGUGCGGUCUGACCACCCAUAUUACUCUCAUUUGCUGUGGUCGGAAUACCGCGCUAACCAACACCUUCUUACACAGAUCCUAGCUUUCCACGGCAAAGACCCUAAGGAACUGCCACAAAUGCUGGCACAGCGAGUACCAAGCGAUAUAUUAGAGGACACAGAUGGCUUGUCGCCGGCAUUGCAACAGGCACGCGUUAAGGCAAUGAUAGAUGCCCAAUACCAAAUACUAUCGAAAUACCACAGCACAAUUCCACUGUUGUACCCUGGGCUCAGUCACCUUGGCAACGGCUCAUUGCAUAGUAAUUACGGAAAGUACUACGGGUCGACAGUGUCAUCCUCAACGGAGGAGCACGGUAAGGAGAAAAGCUCUCCAAUGGCAACAAUAGCUCAGCUGCAACUGAUGCAACAAAAACAUGCCGAGGAUAUCUUAUUACAACAACAAGCAUUUAUGCAACACGCCUAUCACAUGCAGUUGCAGGAAAUGGUCAAAAACAGAUCCGGGAACCCGUUAUUGCGUCAGAAGGAUCACGCCAGCGCUCGAAUGGCCCUGAAAGAACACUUGAUGCUUCAACAAAAGGAGAAGCAGGCAGCCGCGGCCGCUGCGGGUCUGAAUCAGGUCUCUUUGAAGGAGCAUUUCAAGCGGCUAGAACGUCAAAAUAUAGAAGUAGAAGAAGAGGAUGAAGACAUUUUAGUUGUGGACGAAAAAAAUAACGAGAAAAAACCGGAUAGUGAACGCUUAAUUGGCGAUGAUACUGAGGAGCUAGAACGGCGUUUAGAACGGAAUAGAAAUCAAUAUAUUAAUGAACAGAAUAAAGACUACACUAUGGCAUAUACAUCAGAAGAUACCCCUACGUAUAGUGCGCCCACCUCUACGCGAACGCAAGCCUCGCCCAUCUUCCCGCCAGUGCGAAGAAAUAUGCCGCAUGCGGACAUCAGCGGCCUGGUGUAUGAUCCGCUAAUGUUAAAGCAUCAAUGUACAUGCGGGGAUACGAGGCCUCAUCCAGAGCAUCCUGGGAGAUUACAAAGUAUUUGGGCGAGAUUGCAAGAACUUGGUUAUGUUGCAAGAUGUGAGCGUGUUCGUUCAAGGAAGGCAACUUUGGCUGAAAUCCAAACGGUUCACAGUGAACAGCAUACUUUACUGUAUGGAAGUGGAGCGAUCACUAGAAAAGAAGGAGGCCUCCAAUCUUUGAAGUGUUUUAGUUCUCUUCCUUGCGGCGGUUUAGGGGUCGAUGCUGAUACCAUUUGGAACGAAUCCCAUAGUGCAAAUGCUGCAAGGAUGGCUGCUGGCAGUGUGAUUGAGCUGUCGAUGAAAGUAGCAACAGGAGAACUAAAGAAUGGAUUUGCCAUUGUUCGACCUCCGGGGCAUCAUGCGGAGGCACACCAAGCAAUGGGAUUUUGCUACUUCAACAAUGUCGCUAUCGCUGCUAGACUUCUUCGAAUGAAGCUCGCUGUGGAACGUAUCCUGAUUGUUGAUUGGGAUAUUCAUCAUGGGAAUGGAACACAACAAAUGUUUUAUGAUGACGAUCAUGUCCUCUAUAUAUCUAUUCAUCGCCACGAUGACGGGACCUUUUUUCCUGGAACUGGAAAACCGGAAGAGUGUGGUGCAGGUAUUGGUAUGGGCUAUAACGUCAACGUUGCUCUCAGUGGAGGUUUAGAUCCACCCGUCGGAGAUCCAGAGUAUCUCGCAGCUUUCAGAACACUGGUAUUUCCAAUCGCAAAGGAGUUCUGCCCGGAUAUAAUUCUUGUAUCUGCUGGAUUUGACGCAGCGGCUGGUCAUAGUCCACAGCUCGGAGGAUAUCAUGUCACGCCCCAAUGUUAUGCAUACAUGACAAAAAAGAUAAUGUCACUUGCCAAUGGAAGGGUGGUUUUGUCUCUGGAAGGAGGGUAUAAUUUGUCAUCUUUAUGUGACUCCGCAGAGGGAUGCAUGCGUGCAUUGCUUGGCGAAGAGAUCCCAGAGAUGCGAGAAGAGAGUUUGGUUACUAGGCCGAAUCCAAACGCUGUAAAAUCUUUAGAAAGAGUCGUUGAUGUCCAAAGCAAAUUUUGGCCAAUAAUCAAACGAAUUGCAACCCAAGUUGCAAAACCACAACAAGAAGCAGAAAGACUGGAAAAAGAAGAGACUGAAACGGUAAAUGCCCUGGCCUCUUUGUCAAUGCAAGGCAUCGUAAGAGGCACUGCACGCGUGAGCAAAGAAGAACCCAUGGAACAAAAUUAAUGGUCAGAAUUAAUCAGAAGUUCUAGAUUAUAGAAUGGCAGCUCAGUAGGCCUAUGUUUCUGCAACAGCCUGUUCUCUGCUUCAAGAGUUCCCUGUUAUCAAGAGCUACUCGUAACAUGAAACAAUGAACAAUGACAAUAGACGUAUGGUUUAACGGAGCCAUUUGAAUCAAUUUAAAUUUAAUGUUCUUUGUAACUCUUCCGCUUUAAGAAAAUAACAAUUCUUCAAACAUUGAAUUGUGUAUAGUAACAUAUGUUUAAAGUUAAUUUAUCCCCUGCUGCCUGUCUCAUCAACUGAAAUAUGUUGCCAAUUAUUAAUGUUAGAUUUUGAAUAAGCACUCAUUUUGACCCCCCCCCCCAACCCCCACUCCCAAUCCAUUUGCACUUCACCUGAUAACGUCCUUUACAUGGGCUGGGUAUCAUAUCAACAUUAAAUAGCAUUAGCGAUACCUAUAACAUAUCAAAGCACAGUCCCCCCCAUCCUUUUCUGAUGUGCAAAACAGUUUCUAAAAAUUGAAAUGCAUAUAUGUGCUGUUUUUUAUUGCUGUCCCCCGUUUAUAACGCAAUCGCUUCGAGAAGGCAGAUAUGACGUUGUUCCAUCACAUGGUGCAAGAUUCACGCAUCCAAAAGUGCACUGCCUGCUACUUAAACUUUAUAUUCCAUAGAUUUACAUUUGUAAAUAUGUAAUCGUAUCCUACCAUUAGAAGUUGAGUUGUAGUUUCAUGUCAACAGUUUGACCUCCAACUCUCGUUAUUACCAAAAUUGUGUAUAAAAGUAUGACAACAUUUGGAAGGAACGCUGCUAGGAAAGUCUUGCUUUCAUUUUGGUACAUUUUAUAAUUAGUUUCUCUUGAGAUUAAAUACUCAUCCUCUGGGGAAAAAACCUCAUUCAAAGUAGCAUGCGCCUCUUCUCAGUGGAAUACAAACAAGGUUUAUUCUUAGUUAGAUACAAUCAGGGGCGGACACUUGAUCAAAUAUUGGGGGGCAAGCCUAUUGUUUUAAUAAGAUGACGUCAUAUUUCCCAUUGUUUUACAACAAAAGACCAUUGUCCUCCAAAGUAUUGGGGGACGGUCGCCGCCCCUCGCCCCCCCCAAGUGUCUGCCACUGGAUACAAUUGAAAUUGAUAAGCUUUUUAUGCGUCUAAAAUUGAGGGGAAUGUAGGCCUACCACGGAACUGAAUCCCUGCAGUUUCAGGUUUAAAUUGUCAUAUGAACACGCUUAGGUGCUUGAAGAAUUUCUGAAAUAUUAAUGGGUGUUGUUCAUUUAGAAAUGUAGGUGCAAAAACAACAUGCAAAAUGGACUGACAUGCAUCGAUUUAAUGUGCAUUUCUUUUUGCGCUAAGCUCGUUAUAUUCAGGCCACUCCAGGGCUUUUUGCUUGUUUUAUUGCUAAAUAUCACACGCCAAAGAGAUUUUUGUAGGAACCCACUAAAAAUUGCAACAAGAGAGAUGUUCCUGGAGUGGAAUAUCACAAAAUAACUAAUUCUAGGCCAUACCCUCCGAAUUAGUUUGCUUAUUUUUAUUUUUGGGAAACAAGGGAAGUGUGGGAGCCAUCCUUUAGAAGAGGUCCUCAUUUUUAUUUGCAUUUUAGAGAAAGUCAAUUUUGUCACUAUGUCGUAGGUUUUUAGACUAUGUUUGCUAUUUUAAUAUUCUCAUAUUUAUUGUCACAGUAACUAACACCCACUGCUACCGUUCGAAGUUUUUCGUCAUACCCUUUGUUCUUUUUAGUAGAAUUCUUCAGUAUGUCCUUCUUUCGUGUAAUUUUGAUGCAAAAAUAUCGUUUUUGCAACUGAAAAA
Rhopilema esculentum is the source of this 7612-nucleotide messenger RNA. Its product is annotated as histone deacetylase 4. Lineage: Eukaryota; Metazoa; Cnidaria; Scyphozoa; Rhizostomeae; Rhizostomatidae. The record is from RefSeq and is a predicted model, not a curated record. Gene Ontology annotation, biological process: negative regulation of transcription by RNA polymerase II; epigenetic regulation of gene expression. Gene Ontology annotation, molecular function: histone deacetylase activity. Gene Ontology annotation, cellular component: histone deacetylase complex.